AUAGUGAGACCAGAAGGAGGAAUUAUGACACUCCUUCGAAGGAAUGAAUUAAACGUGCCUCCGCGUGUGCCUGAUUGACAGGCCGCUGGGGAAAAGAGUGUAUAAAGGAGCCGGCUGCUGCCUGGAGGCAGUGAGUGUCCACUGAGAGUCCAUCAUCCACACGCUCCCCAGCCAGGUCUCCUCUCUCCAGCCGUACUUCUUCUUUUCAGAACAGAAUCAGAGCUCCAAAGUCCGGCAUCUCCCGUUUUUUCAACAUACCAGGUCACGUGAGCAAACAUUCUGGUGACAUUCAAGCAGCAGCUGUGCGAAUCACCAAGGCUGGUUCUCUUCUGGGAGCUUCUGGCAGAGGCAGGAUGCUCUGGGCACUGGCCCUGCUGGCUCUGGGCGUGGGGCCAAUAGCUCAUGCUGGUGACCUGGGUGAGGACACAUCCUUUGAUCUUUUCAGCAUCAGUAACAUCAACCGUAAGACCAUCGGUGCCAAGCAGUUCCGAGGGCCAGAUCCUGGGCUGCCUGCAUACCGUUUUGUUCGCUUUGACUACAUCCCCCCAGUGAAUUCACAUGAUCUCAGCAGGAUCCUCAGGACAGUGAGGCAGAAGGAGGGUUUCUUCCUCAUGGCCCAAAUGAAGCAGGACCGCAAGUCCCGGGGCACACUGCUGGCACUAGAGGGCCCAGGUGCUGUCCAGCGGCAGUUUGAGAUUGUAUCCAAUGGCCCCAGGGACACUUUGGACCUCACCUACUGGGUAGAGGGUAACCGAUACCAUAGUUCCCUGGAAGAUGUGGGCCUCGCUGACUCCCAGUGGAAAAACAUCACUGUGCAGGUGGCCAGUGAGACCUACAGCCUGUACCUGGGCUGCGACCUCAUUGACAGCAUCACCCUGGAUGAGCCUUUUUACGAACAGCUGGAGGCCGACAGGAGCAGGAUGUACAUAGCCAAAGGUGCAGCCCGAGAGAGCCACUUCCGGGGCCUGUUGCAGAAUGUCCAUCUUGUGUUUGGAGAUUCUGUGGAAGAUAUUCUAACCAAGAAAGGAUGCCAGCAAGGCCAGGAAGCUGAAGCCAAUGCUAUCAGUGAGCACACAGAAACUCUCCACCUGAGCCCUCACAUCACCACAGACCUGGUGGGCCAGGGCAUGGAGAAGAGGCCAGAGGUGUGCACUCACUCCUGCGAGGAGCUGACCAACAUGAUCAAUGAGCUGUCUGGGUUGCAUGUCAUGGUGAACCAGCUCAGCAAGAACUUGGAGAAAGUGUCCAGUGACAACCAGUUUCUCAUGGAGCUUGUUGGUGCCCCUCUGAAGACAAAGAAUAUGUCAGCCUGUGUGCAGGAUGGCCGCAUCUUCGCUGACAAUGAAACUUGGGUGGUAGACAGCUGUACCACAUGCAUCUGUAAGAAAUUCAAAAUUGUUUGCCAUCAAAUCUCUUGCCCACCUGCAACUUGUGCCAACCCAUCCUUGCUGGAAGGCGAGUGCUGCCCGUCCUGUUCUCACUCUGCAGACAGUGAAGAGGGCUGGUCUCCAUGGGCAGAAUGGACUGAGUGCUCUGUCACAUGUGGCUCUGGGACCCAGCAGAGAGGUCGGUCCUGUGAUGUCACUAGCAACACUUGCCUGGGCCCCUCCAUCCAGACACGAACAUGCAGCCUGGGAAAAUGUGACACACGAAUCCGGCAGAAUGGUGGCUGGAGCCACUGGUCACCCUGGUCUUCAUGUUCUGUGACUUGUGGAAUUGGCAAUGUCACACGCAUUCGUCUCUGCAACUCACCAGUGCCACAAAUGGGUGGCAAGAACUGCAAGGGCAGUGGCCGGGAGACCAAGACCUGCCAGGGCCUCCCGUGCCCAGUUGACGGCCGCUGGAGCCCCUGGUCCCCAUGGUCGGCCUGCACAGUCACUUGUGCUGGAGGAAUCCGCGAACGCACUCGUGUUUGUAAUAGCCCAGAGCCCCAGUAUGGAGGGAAGGGCUGUGUAGGAGAUGGGAAGGAACACCAGAUGUGCAACAAGAGGAGCUGCCCCAUCGAUGGAUGCUUAUCCAACCCAUGCUUUCCUGGAGCUCAGUGCAACAGCUUCCCUGAUGGGUCAUGGUCCUGUGGUUCCUGUCCAGUGGGCUUCCUGGGUAAUGGCACCCACUGUGAAGACCUGGAUGAGUGUGCUGUGGUCACAGACAUCUGCUUCUCAACCAACAAAGCUUCCCGCUGUGUCAACACUAACCCUGGCUUCCACUGCCUGCCUUGUCCCCCGCGCUAUAAGGGGAACCAGCCCUUUGGAGUUGGGCUGGAAUCUGCCAGAACAGAAAAGCAGGUAUGUGAGCCAGAAAACCCGUGCAAGGACAAGACUCACAGUUGUGACAAGAAUGCCGAGUGCAUCUACCUUGGGCAUUUCAGUGACCCGAUGUACAAGUGUGAGUGCCAGAUAGGCUAUGCGGGUGACGGCCUCAUCUGUGGGGAGGACUCAGACCUGGACGGCUGGCCCAACAACAACUUGGUGUGUGCCACUAAUGCCACCUACCACUGUAUCAAGGACAACUGUCCCAAACUUCCCAAUUCUGGGCAGGAAGAUUUUGAUAAGGAUGGAAUAGGAGAUGCCUGUGAUGAAGAUGAUGACAACGAUGGUGUGAGCGAUGAGAAGGACAAUUGCCAACUUCUCUUCAAUCCCCGUCAGCUUGAUUAUGACAAGGAUGAGGUUGGGGACCGCUGUGACAAUUGCCCCUAUGUGCACAACCCUGCACAGAUCGACACAGACAACAACGGCGAGGGAGAUGCCUGCUCUGUGGACAUUGAUGGAGAUGAUGUUUUCAAUGAACGAGACAACUGUCCCUAUGUCUACAACACUGACCAGAGAGACACGGACGGCGAUGGUGUGGGAGACCACUGUGACAACUGUCCGCUCAUGCACAAUCCUGAUCAGACUGACCUGGACAAUGACCUCGUUGGAGACCAGUGUGACAACAAUGAGGACAUUGAUGACGAUGGCCACCAGAACAACCAGGACAACUGCCCAUACAUCUCCAAUGCCAACCAGGCUGACCAUGACAAUGACGGCAAGGGUGAUGCCUGUGAUUCUGAUGAUGACAAUGAUGGGGUCCCUGAUGACAGGGACAACUGCCGGCUUGUGUUCAACCCAGACCAGGAAGACUCAGAUGGGGAUGGACGCGGUGAUAUUUGUAAAGAUGACUUUGACAAUGACAAUGUACCAGAUAUUGAUGAUGUGUGUCCUGAGAAUAAUGCUAUCAGUGAGACAGACUUUAGAAACUUCCAGAUGGUCCCUCUGGACCCCAAGGGAACUACACAAAUUGAUCCCAACUGGGUCAUUCGUCACCAAGGCAAGGAGCUGGUCCAGACAGCAAACUCAGACCCUGGCAUUGCUGUAGGUUUCGAUGAGUUUGGGUCUGUUGACUUCAGUGGCACAUUCUACGUCAACACAGACCGGGAUGAUGACUAUGCCGGCUUUGUCUUUGGCUACCAGUCCAGUAGCCGCUUCUAUGUGGUGAUGUGGAAACAGGUCACCCAGACCUAUUGGGAAGACAAGCCCAGCAGGGCAUAUGGCUACUCCGGCGUGUCCCUCAAGGUGGUGAACUCUACGACGGGGACAGGCGAGCACCUGAGGAAUGCACUAUGGCACACGGGGAACACAGAGGGCCAGGUGCGCACAUUAUGGCAUGACCCCAAAAACAUUGGCUGGAAAGACUACACUGCCUACAGGUGGCAUCUGGUUCACAGACCCAAGACAGGCUACAUGAGAGUCUUGGUGCACGAAGGAAAGCAGGUCAUGGCAGACUCGGGACCAAUCUACGACCAAACAUAUGCCGGUGGGAGGUUGGGUCUGUUUGUUUUCUCCCAAGAGAUGGUUUACUUCUCAGAUCUCAAGUAUGAAUGCAGAGAUGUCUAGAGAGGACAAGCUGCAUUUCCAGCAGUGCCCUGCUGUUUCCUAGACAUGUUGGUCCAUUCUGGUAUUUGCAGCUUUUCUCUCUCUUGCGGCAUUUCUCAUUUCUUGCUAUUGACUCUGAGUGGUUCUCCACCUCCUUCAUCAGCCCCAAGUUCAAGUGCCUUCAGAGGAUAAACACUAAGGGAACUCAAAGAUGAAUACCUAGCCCACUACCAUAGAUAACAGUUUGAUGAUGUAUGAGAUUUUAUGUGGAGUGAAAACCGAGCAUUGUUUUUUUUUGUUUGUUUAAAAGAAUGACGUUUACAUGUAAAAUGUAAUUACUUAUUCUAUUUAUGUGUAUAUGGAGUUGAAGAUUCGGAAUAUUGUGCUUAAGGCAUUAUCAUAAAUUAAGAAUGAAAAAUAUUUCUCACCUAUGUUCACUGCUUAACAUUGUCACUGUCCUGGAUUCGUGCUGUUCUGUGUAACAUACAAAUCCUGUAGAGUUGAUUCCAAGAAAGGGAAGUCAAGUAAUUCCACAGUGAGAAAUUGGCUUGAAGAUAAUCAUCACCUGAGACUGUGGUCACAGGAUGAAUGGUGAUUGGAACAUAGAAAGUCAUUUCAAAAGUCCCUUUGGCUUAGUUUGGCAAAAUAUUUCAUUAAGGUUCCAAGUAUAAAAGUUAGUAUUUAUUAAGUGGAUGGAUGUAAAAUAUACUAUACUCCAUGCCUCAAUAACUUAUUUUUUUUAAAGUAACAAAUAUGUAGUAUCUUUUCUAGUAAUAAACAUAUAGCAAGAAUAUAAUAUAAAGAUACACUUAAGACAAAAUAACUGUUGCUUGCAAUCCAAGGAUGAUAACAUGUUAUGAUAAAUUGUGCUAUAAGGUGGAAUAGGGAAAAUAAAAAGUAAUGAAGAAUUCAUAAUGGAACAUUAAUAUAGACUGUCAAUCAUGGUUUUGAUUUUGACAGUUCUUUUGACUAUUAUUUCUCUGAUGUAUAUAACAAUUGUUUAAAAUUUGAAUGCUGGAGAAAAAUCAUUUGAUUUUAUCAGACACACCCAAUAAUCAGUCACAUAGCAACAGACACAAGUUUGACUUCCUGUUUUGUUUUCAGCUACAUGAAAUACUCAUUACUUCCAGCCCACAUGAGUUCAGUGGACGUGUCGCGUCCUCUGACACAGGGCAGAUUUCCUUCUCUUAAUGGUGCUUGCCUUUCUAUAUUACAUGGAAAGAAACCAUUAUUUUGGCCUGAAUUUCCACACUUAACCAUGAUGCAGAUAUUUGUGUUACUGUCUUUGAGGUUGAGUUUUUUUUGUGUUUUAUUUUCCUGCACUUUUUACUUUUGAUGGAACUGUAUGCCUGAGGCCAACACAGGGUUGGGAGACUGUUGAACAUGAGGACCAGGGAGAGCAUGCAAGCUUCUUUUUAUUUGGGGGCAUUUGGUCCAAUGGUGUGAGGUGGUGGGGAUGAUGAUGUGAAUAACUUAGUGUACUAUAUUUUUUGUAAAUUAUUUAUGUCUUUUUAAAAACCAGCUUCUCAUAUUGACUAAUGAAACGGUUUUCUUUACCAAAGAUUGUAAAUAUUUAUUUAUUUGUUCACCUGGUCAAAAUUUCACCAUUGAAACCUUACAUUUAGCUAGAGCUCCAUUUUUAUACUUAAGAUUAAUAACAGCAAAUAAAUUAUAAAAAAUUCUA
Messenger RNA from Jaculus jaculus (lesser Egyptian jerboa), 5535 nucleotides. It is a transcript of the gene Thbs2, whose product is annotated as thrombospondin 2. The transcript has 22 exons. Gene Ontology annotation, biological process: cell adhesion; negative regulation of angiogenesis. The record is from RefSeq and is a predicted model, not a curated record. Gene Ontology annotation, cellular component: extracellular region. NCBI's taxonomy places the organism in Eukaryota, Metazoa, Chordata, Mammalia, Rodentia, Dipodidae. The coding region runs from base 354 to 3872 and encodes 1172 amino acids. Gene Ontology annotation, molecular function: calcium ion binding; protein binding.